AUGAAUUCAAAUCAAAUAACUGCACUUCAUGCAACGACAAGCGGCGUCAGUAUCGAGACCAACAGCAGCAUAACUCUGGCAAAUUUCUCUCUGUCGGACUGUAAACUCGCUAAACAAAUCUCCACAAGUCCUUUUAUACAGACUCUACGCCUUCUGCAAAUCGUGUCUAGUGUGAGUGGCUUAGUUUUGAGCACAUUGUUCAUAUAUACGCUGAAAUCGAAGAAUGCGAAUCAUUUGCACAUAAAUGUGCGAUUAUCGUUGAUAAGUCUCACUGUCGGAGCGAUUUUCGCUUGCUCACAACGCGAUCGAGAUUUCAGUUUGUUUGUCACUCUGAUAUGGAACAGCAACAGUGAUAAUGUUGACGAUGAAUGGACUGAUGCUUGCUCGUUUAUGAUCGAAUCGUAUCAUUGCGGUCUUGUUCGAUCUCCAAUUUUAUUUGCUAUUUACGCGACCAUACUUGGAAGUAUCGUUCUGGCUGCUGAGAGAACCAUUGCAACCAUACACUUUCAAACUUACGAACUUCAUGGCUCUGUUUUUGUCGGAAUAUCACUAGUGAUUUUUAUUAUCAUCAUGAUCAGCAGAUUUACUGUUAGGAUACUUUCAUGA
Molecule: messenger RNA, 606 nt
Organism: Anisakis simplex (herring worm)
Lineage: Eukaryota; Metazoa; Nematoda; Chromadorea; Rhabditida; Anisakidae
Source: the annotation of a GenBank genome assembly